Nilaparvata lugens (brown planthopper) is the source of this 525-nucleotide messenger RNA. RefSeq names its product keratin-associated protein 12-3-like. Lineage: Eukaryota; Metazoa; Arthropoda; Insecta; Hemiptera; Delphacidae. The record is from RefSeq and is a predicted model, not a curated record. The transcript has a single exon. Bases 1 to 525 code for a protein of 174 amino acids.
AUGGGUGGUAGGCCGGUGCGAAAGCCAGCCAGCACCGAGACAUUUACGACUGGCAACUGUGAAAAGAGUUACGAUCGGCACUUCCAAUCGGAGGACCUCACUCACUUUGCAGUGCAGUGCAGUGCUGUGCAGUGCAGUGCAGUGCAGUGCUGUGCAGUGCAGUGCAGUGCUGUGCAGUGCAGUGCAGUGCAGUGCAGUGCAGUGCAGUGCAGUGCAGUGCAGUGCAGUGCAGUGCAGUGCAGUGCAGUGCAGUGCAGUGCAGUGCAGUGCAGUGCAGUGCAGUGCAGUGCAGUGCAGUGCAGUGCAGUGCAGUGCAGUGCAGUGCUGUGCAGUGCAGUGCAGUGCAGUGCUGUGCAGUGCAGUGCAGUGCAGUGCUGUGCAGUGCAGUGCAGUGCAGUGCAGUGCAGUGCUGUGCAGUGCAGUGCAGUGCAGUGCAGUGCAGUGCAGUGCAGUGCAGUGCAGUGCAGUGCAGUGCAGUGCAGUCAUUUAACUCGCGUUAUAGAUUUGCCAGACGUCUGGUCUUGA